AUGUCUUCGAGUGACGACUCUCUAGAUAUCGUAGCGUCUUCUCCGGAAGCGCCAAGUUCUAAUGAUACCACGCCACGGAACGAGUCCUAUGUCCUCGUUACCCCGCCUCCUAACGACACACAACAAGAUACUAACUCGAACGUAAUUGAAGCCGAUAAUUCAAAUAGUCAACUAACGCAGUCGGACGAGUCACAAGAACUCGAACAAGCCAAAACCGAAGACCCAGUAAUUGUAGACGUGAGCAGUGCCUCUGAUAGUUCCAGCGAAGGUGGCUCUUCGUCCACAGACAGAAAGGACGAUUCUUUCGUGCACCUAUCUGACGAUUCUGAAUCUCAUGGGUUGGCCGCAGUCGGCUAUAAUAUUAGAAUUGGUGCCAAUAAGGCGUCAGACGUGGAACGUGAUAAAAGAUUGGCCGACGUUCAAAAAUCUAUGCGUGAUUUUCUCUCACACGCCAUGGCUGACGACGAAGAUGACACGCAACAAUCUGAAACAGAUCUGUCUUCACCGCGUUCAGCAGAAUUUCAUAAAGAUGACACGCAACAAUCGCCAAAAGAUCUUGCUUCACCACCUUUAGCUGAAUUUCAUCAAGAUGACACGCCGCAUUCGCCAAAAGAUCCUCCUUCACCACGCUUAGCAAUAUACCGUGAGGACAAUGACCAUCAACAAGAAACGGCAAAUUCGUCGGAACGUUCUUCGGUUGAUUUUACUGGAAAGGAAGCAGAUCAGUCCUCUUCUGGUUCACAAGAAACGGAUACAUUCUUGGUCUCCAAGCACAAGUUAUCCGAUUCUAAUGAUUCUACGCUGCGCGAAAAUGCAAGCGACGCAAACAAUCGCGUGUCUGUUCCUAGUGGUUCGAAUACACAACAUGAACUGAAUUUGCAUAAACAGCGAUUCGAUGGAUCCCAGAUAACUGAAGAAGACGAGGGAAAGCGGUUAAUUGAAAAAGAAGCAGCGAAGAAAUUUGUCCAAAAGGAUGCUAAAUCGAUUGAACGCGGAGCGACGGCGUAUUCUGGCGAAGAGGAUACGGGACACAUUGAACAAACACCGGAGGAAACUACUGACGAGAAGAAAACAGACGAAAGUGAACAGAGAUCAAUAGAAACUUCUAACCAAGGGACAGCUAAAAUGGAAAUGGAGCAAAUUGCACGUGGAACGGAGGGACAGUUUAUAGAGGAAAUUGUACGGGAAGCGCAAGAACAGGCGAGGCGAGGUGAACGGGGAGCGGGGAAGGCAAGCCAAGGGGAUUCUCAUGGCUACGAUGUAGACACAGAACGUAAUCAGAUACGAGGAGCAGGAGCGAAUGAGCAAGCGAACCAAGUGGUAUGGGGAAUGGCGAGACAGAGAGAUUCUCAUGGCUAUGAUCCAGACACAGAAAACAACGCCAUAUCACGUGACAAUGACGAAAACCGAGGAAAUGGGUCGAAACAUGCACGGAAAUCUUCAAAAGAUGGUCAAGAAGAUACUUAUAACGAUGAUAUAUACACAGAGGAGAAGACGAAUGACGAAAAAAGAGCGAGCAAGCAAAAGAUUCGGAAAGUUUCUACGGGUGCUUCGAAAGGCGAACCUAAUAUCAAGGAUGAUACUAAAGGCAAAGAUCGCGAAACAGAUUCCGAUUUUAAUCCAAUGCGAGGUCCUACGGGAGUAAGUCAACCUGUUCAAUCUUACGCAGCGGUAGCAGGUAGAAACAGGAAACCCACCGAAACGGGAAUGGCGAGUGAGAAUUACGGAAAGAAAGAUUCCAGGAAACGGCCUCGACUCCCGCCUCAAUAUCAGGAUUCUGAUGAAGUCGUUACUACAUUUCACGUGCAUAUGCCUAAGGUGAAGGACGUCGACGUCGUCUGUGUUCUCGGUAAUAUUGAUGAAUUGGGCAAUUGGGAUGACGCAAAAGUCCUCCUUAGGAGAUAUAAAAAUUCGAAUUAUUGGUUUUCGGACCCAGUGAGAAUUCCGACGUAUCGAUUUGUACACAACAUUUUGUAUAAAUAUGCCAUAGUUUCCAAAGGCGGAGGUUUGCUGAAAUUCUGGAGUAAUAGUGCUUCUUCUACUUUCGAAGGCUAUGACGACAGAGAUAAUCGCGAACUUGAUCCCGAAGAAAACCAAUAUGACAUCUGGAAGCGGAAUUAUAAAUACCCUCUUUACGAACGUGAUAUUUCUGAGUCGUUUUGCUUCCCUGCGCAAAUAUUCGAAACGAUCACCGAAGUUAACUUCAAGGCCAAGCUUAUGGACUACCUACGGGUGUUCAAGAAAUACAGAAAUUUGUGUCAGAAAACUGUGGAUGUCGAAUUUAUCAGCAACUACGCUUACGACGCAAGACAAGAUGCACAACGUGUUUUCUUAUGUAUACUGCUUGGUUUGCUUGCGAAAAACUCCCAUUAUGGUUCCGAAGUUAGACUCAAGGAUACAUUUCCAUCGGCCGACUUGUUGAAUUCUCUUAGUUUUAUAGAUGGUGACGACACACUUACUAAGGAUGCUAUGGAUCUGCUACCCUACGCUGUUCGCGUGUUAGUCCGGCAUAACUGGUACACUUCAGCUUCUUUUGAGUGGAUGGGAAUGUUUGAAGUAGCAACGUUUAUCGAUCCGAAAUAUUCGUUCUUGGAGUCAGUUAAACUACGUGAACUAAACCCAGAUGAGUCGGAUCGUUUCUGCAGAUGUCUUGUUGAGCAGAAAUUUAAUAUAGAAAGGGAGAAAGAUAUCCAAUAUAUUCGAAUAUUUAGAUCUUUUAUUGAAACCGCCGCCAAUAUUCGAAUUUUAGUAUUUCUAUGGAAGGAGAUGAUUAGACCAGACAUGAAGGCUAGUGAGCAGCCAUUAAGAAUGAGUUGGAUAACACGUCUGAACGAAAUAAUUAAGAUGGAUAAUGCAACAAGGUUGCGUGUGCAUUUGUACGAAUUGCCAGACGAUCUAGAUAUUGAAUUCCAGUCAUUGUUCAUUAAACAUAUUAUAAAUUUACUCAAUGGACAAAGAUCAAAAUGGGAUAGAGACAAUGUUAAGGAAUUUGUUGCGUUGUUCGAGGAUGACAGACUAUUAUGGACGUCAGAAGACAGAAUGAAAGUGUUGAAUUCGGUAUCUACUUCACAAAACAUGGAAAUAUUGGAUGUGUUCGUGGACCUACUUCGGAUAGUUCUGAACAAAAUUCAUUUCGAUGCAAAAAUGAAUACAAGACUCGGUGAAUAUUGCACACAGUGGUUCGAACGGGUAAUAAGUCAAAUAAAGGAAUUACGUAAACGCUCUCGUACCAAUGGGUAUAAUUAUGUAUAUACGGUAUAUAAACGACUUUCCACCAUUUAUCCAGUACUCGAAGAUCGACGGACGAUUAAAAACGAACUAUUAAAUAUUGCUGACGAGCAGAUCGCUCCAUUUGAAGAAGCUCAAAUUUAUGCUGCAGUUAAAGAUAUAGGAGACUUGCAAGUGAAGGAGAUUUUGAAAUCUUUCAACGCAAUUGUACAAAGAAAGCUUGGGCAAUCUUCGUGGAAGGCUGAUGAACGUUUACUAAAGAAAAUUAGACAGAUCUGCGAUUGUGACGGCAAACAAAUUCGAGUCCCUAAUGGUUUCUGUGAAGAUAUUCUGUUCCAUAUUUUGACCAAGUUGCAAGAAAGCGCUUCUUAUCAAGAAGCCGACGAAAUCAGCGACAAAUUUCACCAGAGCUUGUUAGGUUCUUGGAAAUUUUGGGUGAGCGUGUUGACUGCCACGGGUUGUGUAAACCGUAUUAAACAACAACAUCUCUAUUGUGAGAGAGUUAGAAGAGCUAUUGAAGACUUGGCGGAGAAGCUAGAACGUCAACGCGUUACAAUUAGCAUGCUUCAACAACUUCUUCUUUAUCCGGACCAAGAUCUCUGCGAAUAUUUUGGCAUUCUGGACCAUUUCGAUGAUGGCCAACAGUCCUUUUCCAUUGAACCGCGGACUAUUCGACACUUCCGGGAAGUAUUUUCUGGCUUCCAAAAGACGUUAAAUCAACUCAGUACAUUUUACGAGAAAUUUUGUCAGCGAGAUGCCAGAGUAACUAAUGCUGAAGAUUACCUCAAUGAUAUUGCUAAAAGAAGGGAUUCGCUUGGCAAGAUUCAAUACAAAGAUAUUUUGUUAGAGGAAUAUUGGGCCAUUCAUCAAUCAAUAACUGACGUUGCAGAACGCAUAUAUCCGUAUCGUAAUUCGAGAACCUUUGCCAACGUCUUUGAGGAAUGUUUGAAGGAAGAGGAAGAAUCGGAACCUUUGACAGUAGAAAUAGUAGCUCAGAAAGUUACCGAGGCAGCAUUCAAAAAGUAUAAUGAAAAAAGAGCUGCUUAUAAAGACUGGGAAAAGUUAACGUGCGCUCAAGCAAGUCCAUUGUGGGCAAACGUGAAAGAUGUCAGACAGGAACUGGAAUUAAUGUCAAAGGGCAUGAAAUGGAAGCCUUCACAGGAUUUGAUGAAAUCGAUUAAAGUACUGGCUGAAAUACCCGAAUGGAAAGAGCGAUUACGAUACCUAAUAGAUGUAUUGGAUAUUUUUGCAGUCGUUGAUGACGGAGAAGAAACAUUUUCGACGAUGCUGGCUGGCUUAGAAAAAGAAACAAUGCCGUUAAAAGAUUUAAAGAAACUGAUCUUAAAACUGGAAAAGGCAAUCAGAGCUCUUAAUGAUGAUUGCUGGAAAAUAAUCAAAGAAAUAGCUGCCGCUCGCGAUUUAUUGAUUUGGCUUGACAAAAUUGGAUCGGAUGAUUUAAAGAACGUAAUUAAUGGAGUUGAUGACCACUCUGACGAACGUUUGAUCCAGGAGGAUACGGUUUCUUCUCUUAUGGAAAUCAAACAGUUUUUGGCUCCACUCAAAUCGGUUGAUGGACAAUCUCGAGUUCUGGGAUUUUUAGAAAAGCUCCGCGAAUUGACUGACAAGAACAAAGUACUCGCGGAGAGAAUUUCUCUUUGUAAUGGUCAUCGUUCUGCACUAAUGAAUAUGUAUGAAAAUAUUACAAAUAGAGGCGAAGUUACGAAGGAGCGUAUAAAAAAUGCUGCGACAAAGGGAGUUUACGUAUUUAAACGCGAUAAGGAUGAAGAUCGGUGCUCUGUUGAGAUGUCUUACGAAACAGAGAAGAAGGGUAGUAACAAAUACGACUUGACUGAGUUACAAGAUUUGCGAGGUCGGGCUUUGCUCAUCGCCAAGCAGGAAAUGGCAACUUCCGCUGUGAAGGACAUUCGAGAUCGUUCCGAGUCCGAAGAGGAUCGAGCAGAUGUUGUGAUGAUGGAGUUUGUUAAUCAAGUAGACUUGGUGCAUCAGAUUAUUAACUUUGCAACAAAGUUAAUGGAAUUGGGACAUUUCUUUUAUCGAAAGUUUCAGGCUGUGACACGUACCUCUAAAGAGAUGUCAGCUAUACUUGGUCAAUUGCAAGAUGACUUAAAAACGGAGGAGAUUGUGGAAGAUGCGCAAGAGGAUUACUAUUACCUGACUUUUUACCCUGGAAGACAUAUCUUGAAGUUUUAUGACUAUUUCGUUCAAGAUGCGCCAGCGAACAACGAACUCAGACAAAUUUGCGAAACGCUGAUACAUUUUGUGAAUCCUGAUGCUCAGCUGCCAUUACCUGGUGAGAUUGUGAAGGUGGAUCCAGACAAAGGAAACUACAAGGAAGUACUGUGUGAUAUUGGAAAAAGACUUUCCGCAAUCUUUGAGGAUGAGGCUGUUACUGAAAGAAAGAUUAAGCCUGAUAUCGUAGAAUCAGUCGUUUCUGACAUUGUACGAACUGGAGAGCUGUUUGUAGCAGCAUGUAAUGACAAGUUUCGG
Molecule: messenger RNA, 5736 nt
Organism: Paraglomus occultum
Lineage: Eukaryota; Fungi; Glomeromycota; Glomeromycetes; Paraglomerales; Paraglomeraceae
Source: the annotation of a GenBank genome assembly